Racocetra fulgida is the source of this 237-nucleotide messenger RNA. Lineage: Eukaryota; Fungi; Glomeromycota; Glomeromycetes; Diversisporales; Gigasporaceae. The record is from the annotation of a GenBank genome assembly.
GAUGGUAUUGAAAUAAAUAAUAACAUUAAAGCAACAAUUUUGGAUUAUAAAUUUUGGAUGGAUCUAAAAAAAUUACACGAUUUUCUAAAACCAUUUAUUAUUUUUAUAUAUAAAUUAGAAAAUGACAAACUGUAUCUUUCUUCAGCUUAUAAAACUUUACAAAACUUAAAAAAUACAGUUACAAAUAAUUUAGAAAUUUCUGAAGAACUGCGUGAUGAUACUUUACAAGUGGCCUAA